Messenger RNA from Capronia coronata CBS 617.96, 1236 nucleotides. RefSeq lists its product as uncharacterized. The transcript has a single exon. NCBI's taxonomy places the organism in Eukaryota, Fungi, Ascomycota, Eurotiomycetes, Chaetothyriales, Herpotrichiellaceae. Gene Ontology annotation, molecular function: protein arginine N5-methyltransferase activity. Gene Ontology annotation, cellular component: nucleus; cytoplasm. The record is from RefSeq and is a predicted model, not a curated record. Gene Ontology annotation, biological process: peptidyl-arginine methylation. The coding region runs from base 1 to 1236 and encodes 411 amino acids.
AUGGCGGCUCAGCCAGUGACAUCGGUCAAAGACCAGUCCUUGGACGAAUGCGUCAAGGAGAUCAUCCUGGCAUCAUCCUUACAUGACCUUGAAAAGCUGGAAGUGUACAUUGACCAACAUUCCUUUCCAGAUUGCAAGGUUGUUGACGUGCAGGACGGGGAAACAGGGCAUUCGCCUCUACACGCAGCGAUCGCGUCGUGCCGGCCUGCAGUCAAUGGAAGUGUGGCACAAGACGAAGGCGCUAAAGGGGAGGAUGUCGCUGCGACGACGGUCAAAUUCCUGUUGGAGAACGGUGCUAUCUGGAAUCAGGUCGACCAUAACGACGAGACUCCAGGCUGCUUAGCUUACCGACUCGGUCUGUUCGACCUAUAUCAGCUCAUGGUCGACGCGGGCGUCCGCGCCGAAAUGCUACUUAGUCGUCUCGAAGAGUAUGGAAGACUGAACGACGAUGAGAGCGAUGAUGAAGAUGACGGCACGGAAGCAGAGGCCGAGGAGGAGGGAGAGACUGGCGAGAAUCAUGAGCCGGAGACUGUGGACCAGACCCAGACAGCCACCGUUUCGACGGCCCAGGACGUGAGCAGUUCAUUCUAUCUCUCGUCUGCCCUGGCCCUCAGCAACAACAAGCUUCUCGACGACCAGCAGAAUGGCGUGAUGAUGGCAUGGGAAAGCGACAUCAUGCGCCGGUCGGCAGAUGCUCUGUUAUCGGAGCCAGGCAUGCAGAUUCUGAACAUUGGUUUCGGAAUGGGCAUCAUCGACUCAUACAUCCAAGACCACGUCAAUGCACCAGCAAGUCACCACAUCGUCGAGGCCCACCCGGCCGUUUUGGCGGAGAUGCGGGCCAAAGGGUGGAUGGAGAAGCGCAAUGUCGUCGUACACAGCGGGAAAUGGCAGGAUGUCCUUCCACAACUCGUCGCCGAGGGCGAGACCUUUGAUGCCAUCUAUUUCGACACCUUUGCAGAAUCAUACUCCGACUUUCGAGACUUCUUCUCCGAGCAGGUGAUUGGUCUACUGAGUCAGAUUGGCAAGUGGUCCUUCUUCAACGGUAUGGGUGCGGAUCGACAAAUCAGCUACGACGUCUACCAGAAAGUCGUUGAAAUGGAUCUCUUCGAAUCUGGUUUUGACGUGGAAUGGGACGAUGUCGCUCUGCCCGAUCUCGACCAGGAGUGGGAAGGGGUCCGGCGGAAGUACUGGAACGUGCACAGCUACCGGCUCCCAGUCUGUAAAUUCAUGGACUGA